AUGAUUCUCAGCAUCAAAACCACUCUGAACUCGACUGACAUACAAGUACACAAUCCUACCCCAGUAUCUCGAUCGAAUGAGCCAUAUCCGUCCCAGAGUGGAGGCGCUCGCCCUGGCCCCGAGUUCGGGCCCGUCCAGGCGCAAAGCGUCAACGGCUUGUUUCAGCUGCAAGAUCCGGAAAUCCAAGGUGACAGGCCUCCUCGGCGACGCAAAAUCCAUUGGGAGCGAGCCGAGACGAGAUCCGCGUUGCAGAAGGAGAUGGUGCAGCGGCUUCUCCAACUGAUUUAUUCCGGGGAUGAUGAAAUUCGAAAAAGGCUUGGAGCUGAUUCUCAAAUUCGAGUGCUUGCGCAGAGGCUAGGCUUGGACGAGCCCGAACUGGCAGCAACCUCGUCAACCUCGUCACACCUGGCGCAACACGAGCCUUGGUCUUUUUCCCAUACUCGAGCGACAGAUCGAGAGCAGUUUGAGGAGGACAUGGGUCAGAAAGAAGAGUCGACACGGCGAAAAGCGAUUCUCUCGGAAGGAACCGCUGAAGCUGCGCCUAAAGCAGGUCCCUCUAACAGAUUAACCAGCCCAGCCGGUUCGCACGAUGAUCAAUGGUAUCUGCCAAUCCUGACCGAUGCAACUGUGCAGAAACCCAGACCAACGGACCCCAGAGACCAAUAUCGAAUCUUUUGUUUAAGGGAGCGCGAGACUCCAAGCGUAGAGUUGAUCAGCAUAUUCGGUGACUUCCCUUUCUUAUCAACUGAGAUGGACACAGGUCAGAGUUUGCCCGUACAACGGCAGCAGAUGGUCAAUCUUGACAUUCCCGAGUACCUCGUCCAGCCGAUGUUGUUCGAGGGAGAACAAUGUCCAAUGGCUGCAGUAUAUACUGAUUUUCGCGAUUAUGGUCGGAGACAGCUGGCUGCAGGAUUUCCCGUCGAAGUUGUCCUGGGAUCUUCGCAAGUCGACUUGGCCCUCUAUUUUCGCGAGCGCAGGCCCGACGAUCCACAUACGCCGGCGACGUGGGCUUGCGAGUACAUGCGUCUCCUCAAGAACUUUGACAUAUAUGUAGCUUUGGCGUGGAUUUCCACCAUUACCCAUUUCAUGCGUUGGACAAUUGCACCUUCGGCUGAGACAUAUGCACUGCUCCCAAACGCGAUGAGACCAACGCCUCUUCAAAGACUAGUCCGUCACCACCCCGGCGUGGAUCUGCCAAUAUUCCCCGAGAUGCGCGAUGGCUUGAUUCAAGACAUGCGGGACUACAUCGUGGCCAUCCAGACUCUCGGAUGCAGCGUCAACUGGGCAUACGGGCUGGAAGCGGCGAUCGCGACGGACCCGGAGACCGGCAUCAUGACUCUGUCAGACACCUUUGCCAGCCACAUAUCUAUCCUGUCGCACUGGUCCAUCAGCCAGAAGUUUGCCGACGUCUUUCCUGAAAUGCGAGGCUAUUACCACAUCGUUGAGCAGGACACGAUACCCGUUUCUGAGGUCGAUGUCGAGGCGUUCCUUGCGCGAAGGAGGGUCCCCAAUGAGUCCUAG
Messenger RNA from Cladophialophora bantiana CBS 173.52, 1521 nucleotides. RefSeq lists its product as uncharacterized. The transcript has 4 exons. The record is from RefSeq and is a predicted model, not a curated record. Lineage: Eukaryota; Fungi; Ascomycota; Eurotiomycetes; Chaetothyriales; Herpotrichiellaceae. Bases 1 to 1521 code for a protein of 506 amino acids.